CAUAGUGACUGGUGCUUAUUUCCAGACUGCAGAAAGGGGCAACAAUUGGUCAGAGGUAGGGGUUUCUGAAUUCACCUCUUGACUGGUUUCCACAUCAAGUCGGUGAAAAGUGCUUGGAAGACUCUGAACUGUGAACUGCUUUUAACAAAUUGUAAGAAGGAAGCAGGUGCAAGAGGCUUGAAGUUCACACUGUGCAACAUGACAAAGUUGGUUCCGAGAACUCAGCUUGCCUUCUCAUUCCACAAGCAGGACUCUUUCUGAGGGCUGUCUUGACCACCUGCUUGAUAUGCGAUCAGAUUGGGCAGGUCUCAGAGCUCAAAAGCACAAGAUAUCAUAACUACAGGAUACUGUUCCUCAGGAACAAUGAAGGACAGACUCGAAGAAUUGAUAGAGUGUUCAAAAUUUUACCAUCAGCAAGCAGAGGCCGAAGACGAGGUGGAUUGUGCUCAUGAAGGCUUGGUAUUUGAAUGUGACUUCAUUCUGCAGAUCCUUCAGAAAGAAGUGCAACAAAUCCGAGAAGAAAAUGGGCGCCUGAAAGUGGACAUUAAACGUCUUGGAAAGCAGAACACUCGCUUCCUGACCUCAAUGAGACGUCUCAGCAGCAUAAAACGCGAUUCAAACUCCAUUGCCAAAGACAUAAAGAGCCGGGGUGAGAAGAUCCAGCGGAGGUUGCAGGACCUGAGCAAUUACAUCAACGAGAUAAAGAACACACAUGGGCCUAAUGCUGCCAUUGUUCGCAUCGGCCAGGCACAGCACUUUGCUCUCUUGUGCACGUUCUACGAUGCCAUGUCGGAGUACAACAAGGAGGAGAUGAAACAGCAGGAAAAUUGCAAAGCUCGGAUCCAGCGGCAGCUGGAGAUCAUGGGAAAAGACAUUUCCAACAACGAGAUGGAGGAGAUGAUAGAGCAGGGGAAGUGGGACGUGUUCUCUGGGAACCUGCUGAGUGAAGUGCGAGGGGCGCGGACCGCUCUGUCAGAAAUUGAGCAGCGGCACCGAGAACUGCUGAAGCUGGAGUGUCGAGUUCGUGAGAUCCAUGACUUGUUCCUGCAGAUGGCGGUGUUGGUGGAAGAACAAUCAGAGACCCUCAACAACAUCGAGGUAAAUGUCCAGAAGGUUCAAGAUUAUGUAGGUGAGGCUAAAGUGCAGCUGAAGAAAGCUGUGGAGCACAAGAGGAACAACAUUUGUCGAAAGAUGUUUUGUUGUUGCUGCCCCUGAUGGAACAUGUGCCGGUGCCCAGCUGUGCCUGGUGUCAUUAUGUCAACCCAGCAAAAUACUCUCAUCUCCAAAGAAAUGCUUUUGCAUUGAAUGUUGCAUCAACAGCUGGAAGUCUGGGAUUUUGUCCCUUUCUACCAGAGACCACACCAAUUCGAAAGGAAUUGUAUUGCUAAGUUUGCUUUACCUCCUACAGCUGCGUAUCAGUGCACCCACUCUCCCAAAUCCAACUCUCCUUCCAACUGCAUAUUUCCAAAUCUUCAAAAUUUUUGGUUCAUCAUCUGAUGUUACUCAAUAGCUAGGCUAUUAUCAUAGACCUGCAGUCAUUUGUCUCCGUUCUAGACUGAAACACAGGGAUGCAUCACAUUGAAAAUCCUUCACCAAUCAAGAUGACUGAAGUUCUCUUCUGUCUGCAGAACGAGGGUCCAGGGCCCCCUCCAGUUCAUCCAAGAAGAUGGUGCGAAGGCUUUCCUGUGGUCAGCUUGACCCCUGCUGUUAAUCAGCAGUGCUUUCAACUCCAUGAAGAGUUUUUUCUUCAUGGCUGAGGUUGGGUAAAUUCCAUUAGGUGUUUAGAACAAGGGCUGCUUUGUGCUUCAGGUUGUAGCUCCAAGCAACUCUCAGUUUUUACUUUUUCUGCUGAGUCUUUGUUUCCUUAUUUUGGUUCAAGUAAAGUUGGUGUCAGAGGCAAGUGAGAGGGCAGAGAAUAAAGGACAGGUGGAGAGAUUACACCUGUAUGUACCAUGUCACAUUUUAAACUGAUCACCCCCCUCCUUCUGAUCUUCACCUCCAGAGCUGCGGGACGCUGAUAGGUGCUGAAAUGAAAGUGCUCACAAACAAUAAGAGGACAGGAAUGUGAUGAUAGUGGGCACAAAUUCAAAUCCCAGCGAUACCAAAUUAUAGAAGUGCAUUGUUUAAAUUUAAAACAAAGAAAUUAAGAUUGUGGAAACCUAAAACCAGAAGAGAGAGAUUGUUAGAAAAACUGAGCAGCAACUGUGUAGUGAAAGUAAAGUAAACGUUUCAGGUCCCGUGACUCUUUUUGAGAACAGUGUUUCCAGAGUGAUUCAGGCCGACUGGCAAUGGUGAGAGUGUUGGAUGUGGUUGAAUGAAUCCCACAUUAAUAUAACAAUCCAGGCUGCAAAUGUAACCAUCCUCCCAGACUCCAUAUGUUGACUGAUUAGCCUGAAACCGUCUGUUUUAAGCCCUUUCUAAUCAACCAAAGGCAAUAGAAAGCAUGUUGAGAGAGAGCAGAUUGAAGACUGCAUUCAUCUCUUUCUCCAUGAUUAAUAGACUGGUCCAUGGGAGUUUACUAAUAGCAGUCAGUUCAACUCUCAUAAGCAGUGCCUGAGAUAGAUGAUGAUUUGUUUCCAUUCUGGUAAGAUCCAUUCUGAAAUUCUGAUAAAUCCAAUAUCCAAUCUGCCAACUCUGACACGUUCUCAAAGGGUCAGGUAGAUGGGGGCACAGGUGGCUCAGCGGUCAGCACUGCUACCUCACAGCGCCAGGGACCCGGGUUCGAUUCCAGCCUCGGGAGACUGUGUGGAGUUUGCACAUUCUCCCCGUGUAUGUGUUUCCUCCAUGUGCUCUGGCUUCUUCCCACAGCCCAAAGAUGUGCAGGUUAGUUGGAUUGGCCAUGCUAAAUUGCCCAUAGUGUUCAGGGGUGUUUAGGUCAGGUGGGUUAAACAUGGGAAAUGCAGGGAUAGGGGAAUGGGUCUGCUCUUCAGAGGACCAGUGUGGACCUGUUGGGCUGAAUGGCCUGUUUCCACACUGCAGGGAUUCUUUGAACUCUGAGUGGCUUGGAAGAUUAUACACUCUCUCUGACACCUCAACUUUGCUUCUGUGUGCUCCCAAUCUCAUAUCUUAAAAUGUUCAGUGCCUUCCUGAGCAAACCUUCCCUGUUUAGAUUGUUCACAAGUCUGGGAUUUUGAAGAGUUGGUAGGGGAUUCCUGCCCUUUUUGGGAACACUUUGAGGACAUGCUGGAAAAGUUUUUGUUGUCCUCCUGGAGGUCUCCAGCCAUGUGUGAGUGAUUUCUGAGUCAAACAGUUACUUCAGGGAUAAUAACAUGUGGGGCUGGAUGAACACAGCAGGCCUAGCAGCAUCUCAGGAGCACAAAAGCUGACGUUUCGGGCCUAGACCCUUCAUCAGAAAAGGGGGAGGGAGACAGGGUUCUGAAAUAAAUAGGGAGAGAGGGGGAGGCGGACCGAAGAUGGAUAGAGGAUUACAAGAGAGUUGCAGUGGGAGAGAGAUCCCCUGAGGUUUGUCUGGAGGGAGGAGGGUAACAUCUUCAGGUUAAGCAUCUCUGGAAGAGGCUUCACAGUGAGGUUAAAAUUGUAUCAGAGAUAUUGGGAACACAAAUACUGGAGAAUCUGAGAUAACAAGGUGUGGAGCUUGCUGUGUUCAUCGAGCUUCACACUUUGUUAUCUCGGAUUCUCCAGCAUCUGCAGUUCCCAUUAUCUCUGAAUGAUUAGUGCCUUGUAGCUGGGCAGGUUGGUUUAAGAGAGGACAAUGCACUUGCCACUGGAUUUGAAAGAUCUUGUGAAGGCAUUGCUAUGGCUUUCCCUAAUAGUUCAUUGUGCUCGCUUUAGAAUUUCCAAGUCCCCCACACUCAUAAGCACCUCACCAUUUUGUAGUAGCUUCAUGCAGGGUCAGUUUUAAAAUUCAACAGACAAUGAAUGGGAAGUGUUUCUGCUUCUAAUCAGAAUCUUACUCCAGGUCUGUCACUAUUGAUCUCACAGCAGUAUAACUUCGGUCUCACUUGAAGCAUUCACGGCACUAGAGGCUCUGUUUCAAAUUCUAGUUUAAUGUUCAAGACUGUUCCAAUCAGAAUCAAAACAAACGUUACAUUUCAAAUUGAUCCCUAGUCAACAGCUGUUUUGUAAAACAAAAUUGUAGUUGAUGGGUGUCUGAGAUUGGUGUAAGAAGAGGAAAAGCAUGAUUUUGAUACAGAAAAACCUUAUUCAUAUUUCUGGUAUCUGAAAAAUACAUCUUACCACCCGCAACAAAGCUGAUUUUUUUCUAUGAGUUUGGAUUUCUGAUCCAGAAAAUAUUUUGUUUUCAAUAAAGAAGCAGGAGACAUUCAAUAUCAUUAACUUUCAUUUCUGGACAGGGAGAACAUGAACAUUUUUAUACUGUAUUGUAAAUAUUUAUAGAUUUUGUGUUUAUUCAUAAAACUCUGAAUACAAGUCUAAUCCUUAGUUUUUAACUUUAUUGUGUGUAAUCUUCUUUAAACUCUAGCUAAAAAUAUGACGCCCAGUUGCUUUGAAGAUAAAAUACUUCUUUUAAAGGAGACAGUUUAUCUACUAAUUCAUGUUGCAAUGUCCCUGCCCCAUUAACUAAGAAUUAUUCAUUUUAGGAAAUUACAAUGAUAGUAUAAGGUUUACUACCUAGUGAUGUUCAAAACAGAAACCUUAUACCAUCAUUGUAAUUUCCUAAAAUGAAUAAUUCUUAGUUAAUGGGACAGGGAUAACUGCAUCACCAAAAUUUGUCUCUGGUCACCAAUUUCCUCUUCAUAAUGUGGUUUUGUUGGAAAUGCGUGCCUAUAAUGACUAAACAGCAAGCCUUAGGAAUUUCUCCAUCGAUGUCAUUCUCUUUGAGAAACAUUUGCUUCAAAAACCUAACAUCCCUGACUAAAGAUGUGAAGCUUGUCUGGAGUAUUUGGAGAGGACAUUUCAGCAGGUGAGCUAACAUUAGGCGCUAGGAGGCAGACAUCAUCUGAUCUGUGGAUUAUAUCUUUUCAUCAAUUUGUUUUGUUUUACUGUUUUCCCAAUGGGAAAGAGGUAGACAGUCCAGGAAAUACUUCUGUUGUGUGACAGUAUGGUAAUUUCUUUUCAUCAGGAUAUUUUUAUUAUCUAAGUGAGCUAAAUUUAUUAAUAAAAUAUUUUUAUUCAAUCCAAAGACAA
Messenger RNA from Stegostoma tigrinum, 5106 nucleotides. RefSeq names its product syntaxin 11a (gene stx11a). NCBI's taxonomy places the organism in Eukaryota, Metazoa, Chordata, Chondrichthyes, Orectolobiformes, Stegostomatidae. Gene Ontology annotation, cellular component: plasma membrane; SNARE complex; synaptic vesicle. The transcript is spliced from 3 exons. The record is from RefSeq and is a predicted model, not a curated record. Gene Ontology annotation, biological process: exocytosis; synaptic vesicle fusion to presynaptic active zone membrane; intracellular protein transport. The coding region runs from base 364 to 1215 and encodes 283 amino acids. Gene Ontology annotation, molecular function: SNARE binding; SNAP receptor activity.